CGGUUGCUCUCGCCCCGCCUCUCCCUGAGAGCUUCGAGGCGGCGCAGCGCAGGCCUCGUGCGGUAACGGCCUCCGGGCAGCCGCGGUGGCGUCCGGGUGCAGACCUCAGGCGACGAGAGCCGCGGGCUCGGCGGAGGGAAGUCCUGAAACUGCUGAAAGAUGGCUGAAGAAGCGGUGGUGGUGGCCAAAUUUGAUUAUGUGGCACAGCAAGAACAAGAGCUGGAUAUCAAGAAAAAUGAGAGAUUAUGGCUUCUGGAUGAUUCUAAAUCCUGGUGGCGAGUUCGAAAUUCCAUGAAUAAAACAGGUUUUGUCCCUUCUAACUAUGUGGAGAGAAAAAAUAGUGCUCGAAAAGCAUCUAUUGUUAAAAACCUGAAGGACACUUUAGGCAUUGGAAAAGUGAAAAGAAAACCCAGUGUUCCAGAUACAGCGUCUCCUGCUGAUGAUAGCUUUGUUGAUCCAGGGGAACGUCUCUAUGACCUCAACAUGCCUGCUUUUGUGAAAUUUAACUACAUGGCUGAGAGAGAGGAUGAGCUGUCAUUGAUAAAAGGGACAAAGGUGAUCGUCAUGGAGAAAUGCAGUGAUGGGUGGUGGCGUGGCAGCUACAAUGGACAGAUUGGAUGGUUUCCUUCAAACUAUGUAACUGAAGAAGGUGACAGUCCUUUGGGUGACCAUGUAGGUUCUCUGUCAGAGAAAUUAGCAGCAGUUGUCAACAAUCUGAAUACAGGUCAAGUACUGCAUGUGGUACAGGCUCUUUACCCAUUCAGCUCAUCCAAUGAUGAAGAACUCAAUUUUGAGAAAGGCGAUGUAAUGGAUGUUAUUGAAAAGCCGGAAAAUGACCCAGAGUGGUGGAAAUGCAGGAAAAUCAAUGGCACGGUUGGCCUGGUGCCAAAAAACUAUGUUACUAUUAUGCAGAAUAACCCAUUAACUUCAGGUUUGGAACCAUCACCUCCACAGUGUGAUUACAUUAGGCCUUCACUCACUGGAAAGUUUGCUGGCAAUCCUUGGUAUUAUGGCAAAGUCACCAGACACCAGGCAGAAAUGGCAUUAAAUGAAAGGGGGCAUGAAGGAGACUUCCUCAUUCGUGAUAGUGAAUCUUCGCCAAAUGAUUUCUCAGUAUCACUAAAAGCGCAAGGGAAAAACAAGCAUUUUAAAGUCCAACUGAAAGAGACAGUUUACUGCAUUGGGCAGCGGAAAUUCAGCACCAUGGAGGAACUUGUAGAACAUUACAAAAAGGCACCGAUCUUUACAAGUGAACAAGGAGAAAAACUGUAUCUCGUCAAACAUUUGUCUUGAUACUCAUCAGCAGUGACUGCUACACAGCUUUAACUCGUCAUGUAAUUGAAGACUGAGCGUGUUGGGCCAAUUUUACUUGCUUGGAAAGUGCUGUUUCUAACUGUAUGAGAACUGACUGUAAUACAUGAGUAUUUUUGUUAUAACUCAACCCAUACAUAUAUCUACAUAUGCAGUGCAUCUAUAUAGAAAAGUUCUUUAUUCUUGGUCUUCUAUCUUACUGUCUUUGCUAUUUUUCUUUUUCCUUCUAACAAAGUUUUGUAUUAAAAAAAAGAAUAAUUUGGUUCAAAAAUCUUUAUAUGGAAGAAUUCUUUUACUGGUGUUACUUUAUUUCCUUGUAAAGGUAUCCUGUUCUCCCAUAGUUCCUCUUCACAUAAAAAUCAUAUCUAUAUGGCAUAUGCUGAAAUUCAUUUCUUGUAAAGUGUUAAUCUUUUCUGUGACUAAAUAGCAAUAAUAAACAAAACUAGAAAUUA
Molecule: messenger RNA, 1763 nt
Organism: Myodes glareolus (Bank vole)
Lineage: Eukaryota; Metazoa; Chordata; Mammalia; Rodentia; Cricetidae
Gene: Nck1
Product: NCK adaptor protein 1
Biological process (GO): negative regulation of PERK-mediated unfolded protein response; cell migration; negative regulation of endoplasmic reticulum stress-induced eIF2 alpha phosphorylation
Cellular component (GO): cytoplasm
Molecular function (GO): receptor tyrosine kinase binding; ephrin receptor binding; signaling adaptor activity
Source: RefSeq, a predicted model, not a curated record